CAUGUCAAACCCUGCCCACAAAGGAAAAUUUUGCAGUCAGUCAAGGUAACAUACCAAGAUGGUUUUUUUCUCCGACUUGUUUAUGUUGAUUGCAUUUACGGUUAUAUGGUUAGAUGGACAGAGAUGCAAUUUUAAGAUGAGUGCUGAUGCUUCAAGUUCAUAUUCUAUUACUUGCUUGAAUUAUACAUGUUGGUUUUGUUUUAUUUCUUUAGGUAUGGAACAAAUUGGUGAAUCUCAAAAGAUAAAAAAAGUCAGGAUUAGUUGGAAAAGUGAAAAUGUGGUAAAGACUUUCCUAGAAGCAUGUAUUCGUGAAGUUGCAGAAAAUGGACGGAAAGGCGCUAGCCUCAAGGCGUUUUCGUGGAAAAACGUUGCAGAAAAGCUAAAAAGCAGUCAUAAUUUUGUUGUCGAUCAAAAACAAAUGAAGAACCAUUAUGACUAUCUCAAAGGCAAAUAUUCAGCAUGGUCAAAACUGAAAAACAAAUCCGGGAACGUGUAUGAUUCUAUAACCAACACGUUUAAUCUAUCGGAAGAAGAAUGGAUCAUAGAAAUGAAGGGGAAUAAAUACGUAGAAUCGUUGAAGAGUACAUCACUACUAUUUCCUACACUUUGCACACAACUUUUUGAGGAGGUGGCUAUCAAAAGGGUUGAAGAUGGGGGAUCAUCUUCUACAAGAUCCAGGUCUUGUGCUGAACCUAUCUUGAUUGAAGAAAAUGAAGAUAUGAAUGAAGCACCAGAAACUUCAACUCCUAAUUGUUCUUCUCAUGCCAAAGAUGAAAGACCAACCAAAAAGACUAAAGCUUUAAAGAACCCAAAUAUGUUUACCAUUGAAGGAGAUGUGUCGAAAGCUUUAAGACUAAUAAUUGAUAGGAAUAAUGGGCCUUCGUUCAAGGAUUGUCAAGAUAAGUUACGAAAUCUUGGUUGGGGAGCGAAAAAUCCGUUGCACAAAAUGGCACUUGUUAUCUUUUGUGAAAGUGCUACUUAUAGGGAAGCUUGGUUGCAUUUGCAGGCCGAUGAGGUCGAAGAUUGGGUUAGAAUGAUCGGACAUAAGUUAGGACUAGUAACUUAGAGGUGGUUUGCUUUUUUUUUCUUUUUCCGUUAAGCCCUGGGUGAGUUAAGUUGUUUGUCUAUUAAAAUUUGUCAGUUUGAGGGAUGGGAGGAUGGGUUCUUGAGGGAGGUAAAGAGAUAGGGUUGGAUUUCUACUACAUUUUUGGUAUUAAUUCGUUUGAGAUGGCUUAAUUGAAACAGGAUUGAGGUCCUAGCUUAUUCCAUGCAGGACGGGAGGAUGGGUUUGAGGGAGGGAAAGAGAGAGGGAUGGAUUAGUUCUGGUAUUAAUUUGUUUGAGGUGGCUUAAUGGACACAAGAUUGGGGUUCCUGGUUUAUUCCAUAUAGCCAUUUUGGCUUAAUGGCUUAAUGAUUAAGCCAUAAAGACACCCCUAUAUGGCUAAAUGAAUAAAUCGUCUAGGUCAUUAAGCUGUAAGUAAAUAGCCCCUUGGUAUUUUGAAGAUCGCUUUUUUUAUGUAGUUUGUAUUGUUGGUUUGGUAUAAAAUACGAACAUGAUUCUUAUGUUG
This is a messenger RNA of Cynara cardunculus var. scolymus (artichoke), 1568 nucleotides long. RefSeq names its product L10-interacting MYB domain-containing protein-like. The coding region runs from base 59 to 1066 and encodes 335 amino acids. The record is from RefSeq and is a predicted model, not a curated record. The transcript has 2 exons. NCBI's taxonomy places the organism in Eukaryota, Viridiplantae, Streptophyta, Magnoliopsida, Asterales, Asteraceae.